AUGGAACCAUCCACUGUCAAAAAGGUUUACAUUGUGUAUUUGGGGUCACACAUGCAUGGUAAACAGCCAACAUCUAUGGAUGUUGACAAUGCCAAGAAUUCUCAUUUUGAGUUGCUGGGCCUCUCCUUGAAAAGUAACACAAAGAAAGCCAAAGAUGCCAUUUUCUACCACUAUACCAGAAACAUAAAUGGCUUUGCUGCUAUGCUUCACGAGGAAGAAGCAAUAGAGAUUCAGAAACAUCCAGACGUUAUCUCGGUUUUCCAGAGCAACGAAAGAAAAUUGCAAACGACCCGGUCAUGGGGUUUCCUUGGACUAGAGACGAAAAGUGGAGAAGUUCCAAGGAGCUCAGUUUGGAACAAGUCAAGGUUUGGCGAAGAUGUCAUCAUCGCAAAUCUUGAUAGUGGUGUUUGGCCACAGCGAGCGAGCUUCCGUGAUGAAGGAUAUGGACCAGUGCCGCUGAGAUGGAAAGGUCGCUGUGAGGAGGACAAGACAGAUAAUCCAAUCCAAUGCAAUAAGAAGUUGAUAGGAGCUAGGUAUUUUAGCAGUGCUGCGAGAGCAAGAUUUGGAGUGGAACAUACCCCUGAUAGUUGCCGGGAUAUCAAUGGCCAUGGAACCCACUCAUUAACGAUAGCAGGGGGAAACUUUGCGCCUCGUGUAAAUUAUCAAACUUACGCAUAUGGAAAUGCAAAGGGGGGCUCGCCAAAAGCCCGCCUCGCUGCUUACAAGGUGUGUUGGAUAAAUUGCCUGGAGGCGGACAUCUUGGCUGGCUUUGAUGCUGCCAUAAGUGAUGGGGUCGAUGUCAUUUCAGUGGCAAUUGCUAAUUUUGGCCCAUCGGAGUUUUUUAAGGAUGUGAUAUCAAUCGGUGCCUUCCAUGCCGUUAAACAAGGCAUAGUUGUGGUUUGUUCUGCGGGCAACUCAGGACCAGAGCCAGGGAGAGUUGACAAUGUGUCUCCUUGGAUAAUCACAGUUGGUGCAAGCACAAUUGAUCGUUUGCCUAUGAACAACCUCAAGGGAACAUCACAUCAUAUCUCCUCCACUUCAAAUAUUAGUUCAACAUAUGGUAAAGCUGCCUUUGCUUAUAACGACCAUGUCGAAUAUCCAAACCUACAAUUGGAAAAAGUGCGAGCUCCUAUAAUGGCUGAUUUCUCAUCUAGGGGACCCAACAUGGUUCAGCCAGCCAUUCUCAAGCCGGAUAUCACUGCACCAGGAGUCGACAUACUUGCUGCUUAUUCUGCAUAUCCAAGAGCUAUAUCUGGUGGAGAAGUUUUCAGGAUAAGAAAUGGAACUUCAGUAUCAUGCUCUCAUGUCACUGGCAUAGUGGGCCUUAUUAGAGCACUCUAUCCAGAUUGGAGUCCAGCUGCUAUCAAAUCUGCUAUCAUGACAUCUGCAACAAAAAAAGACAACACCAAUGCGUUUAUACAGAAUGAAUCACAGAGAAAUGCAACUCCGUUUGACUACGGGGCAGGACAUGUUCAUCCAAGCCGUGCUGCUGAUCCAGGUCUUGUUUAUGACUUGACUGCUAUAACAAUUCCAGAUUUGCAAGGUCGAAUUACCGUAUCAAGAACGGUGAAGAAUGUUGGUACUCCAGGAAAAUAUAGUGUGAUUAUUAAAGAGCCAACAGGAGUGUCAGUUUAUGUUAAUCCAAGGACACUUCAUUUCAAGGAAACAGGAGAAGAAAAGACAUUCAAUGUUACUCUGGAGGUCAAGGCUGAUAAUAAUUCUUCAGACUAUGCGUUCGGAUACUUCACGUGGCUUGAUGGCAAACAUUACGUGAGAAGUAUUAUUGUAGUGAAGCUGAAGCUGUAGCUGUAGAUUUUUUGUCGAGAAUCAAUGAAAUAAGAUUUGCUGAUUCAA
Molecule: messenger RNA, 1854 nt
Organism: Tripterygium wilfordii
Lineage: Eukaryota; Viridiplantae; Streptophyta; Magnoliopsida; Celastrales; Celastraceae
Product: subtilisin-like protease SBT5.3
Exons: 10
Coding region: 1-1806 (601 amino acids)
Biological process (GO): proteolysis
Molecular function (GO): serine-type endopeptidase activity
Source: RefSeq, a predicted model, not a curated record